AUGGCGCACAGGGCUUCCCUUGGUGUAUUGCAGGCCAACCUGAACCACUGCCGCCGGGCACAGGACCUUAUGGUCCACUGCCUGGCGGAGUGUCGGGUUGGCCUAGCGGUAGCUACGGAGCUGUACCAAGUCCUCGACCAUCCACACUGGUUCGGGGACGAGGACGGCCUCGUGGCGGUGUGGUGCCGCCGCCACUCGGCGUCCGUCCCCCCCUGCACCGUCAUCGAACGGGGCAGGGGGAUGAUUUUGGUAAAAUGGGGAACGUUCGUAGUCGCUGGAUGCUACAAUUCUCCCAACUGUGGCUCCGCAGAAUUCGGGAGGUAUUUGGACCGGCUUGGGGCUUUGGUAGCCCCCUACAUGGCCGAUCCGGUGCCUCAAUGCAAGGUCUACCGCAUGGGGUAA
Molecule: messenger RNA, 402 nt
Organism: Hylaeus anthracinus
Lineage: Eukaryota; Metazoa; Arthropoda; Insecta; Hymenoptera; Colletidae
Exons: 1
Coding region: 1-402 (133 amino acids)
Source: RefSeq, a predicted model, not a curated record